GAAAAAGUGUUAUUCUUAAUCAAUUAAUGACUUCAGAUUCUAUGUUCUCUUCAAGUUGUGAGCCAAGAGCAGAAUAUGGGACUCCACAUAUGAUUAGUGGAAGCAUUGAAUUUACUUGGUUAACCCAAGAAACUUGUGGAGUGAGUCUAUGGAAUGAUGUUUUUGAAAAUUAUUAUAAAGAAGGGGCAAAAGAGAUUGUUUUACUUGCAAAUUUACAUGGUGAUGCUUUAGAUUAUCCAGAUCAAAUUAAAUUUUUAAAGCAACUUCCUUCUAGUUUCUUGGUUUUUUUAAUGCCUGAAUGUACUAAUAAUCAAAUAAAUGAACUUGAGGCUCUAAUUGUAGUGGAGCAAAUAGAUAAGGAAGUCAAAGAAAUAUUUUCUCAUUUACCAUCAGAAGGAUUAUAUCAAAAAUACAUAAAUGGAAACUCUCCAGAUUUAUCUAAGUGCGAUGCAUAUAAAAAAUUUAAAUGCUUUUCAUACUCUUCAUAUUGCUUGGAAUUGAGAGACAUCUGUACUCUCCAGGAAAAGCUUGAUAAUUUGGUAGAUUCAAUAUUAGAAAAAAGGGCUUCUUAUCAUUAUUACCCUGGAAUUGUGCGUGACCUCACAAAAGAAAUAGACAAAACACUUAAUGAGAAUUCAAAAAUUCUUCAGAUAACUUUUUUGCCAGAUUUCAAAUGGAAUACUUACUUAUAUGCUUUGUUGAAAUGA
This is a messenger RNA of Entrophospora sp. SA101, 707 nucleotides long. NCBI's taxonomy places the organism in Eukaryota, Fungi, Glomeromycota, Glomeromycetes, Entrophosporales, Entrophosporaceae. The record is from the annotation of a GenBank genome assembly.